ACAGUGUGUGUGCUCUCUUUCGUAUCAUUUUUGUCCCGAAUUAUUAAAAACAAAUAUGUUCAAAUUUGAUUUUCGGGUUGACGAGUGUGAUAAGGAUGAUAACUUUAAUGACACAUUCUACCAAAAAGAUUCGCCAAGUUGCUUGUACCAAGAGGAAACUUCCUCACUUAAUUGCCAUGAAGCCACAGAAAUUUUACCUUCGCAAUCUAUUCUGGACAAUAUCGACGUCUAUCGCUUGCAAUGUCAUACUAAAAUAUUGAAGAAUGUUUGUAUAUCGCAUUUAAGCGGCGGUUUUUUAUUAGAGGACAUAAGGAAUGCCUCUAAUUCAGAUAUUAAGAAAGCCCACGAGCAACAUUCUGAUUUAGUGCCAGGCGUUUACGAAGGUGGUGCAAAGAUCUGGGAGUGUACCGAUGACGUUUUAAAUUUUAUGGCGGAAAAGUACUCUCAAGAUUGGUGGACGCGUAAAAGAGUACUUGACUUGGGCUGCGGUGCUGGUUUACUGGGCAUUUACGCCUACAAACAAGGGGCUCGUGUCGAUUUUCAAGAUUAUAAUAAAGAUGUCUUGCAGGAAAUUACUAUACCUAAUCUAUUAAUCAACAUCACCGAGCAAAUGCCGUUAGAGGAAGUCUUCGAAAAUGUGAAAUUUUAUUCAGGUGAUUGGAGCAAAUGGACAGAGUUCUGCAAAGGCUCCUAUAUUUAUGAUGUUAUUUUGACCAGCGAAACUAUUUACAAUCCCAGAAAUCAAGAAAAACUAUUGCGUUGCUUAAAAGAUAAAUUAAAACUAAACGGCGUCGUUAUUUUGGCUGCGAAAACUCACUAUUUUGGAGUUGGUGGAGGACUGCAUCAAUUCGAAGCACUAUUAAAUUCAGAAAAAUGUUUCGACUAUCAGAUUGUGUGGACUUCAUGUGAAGGCGUCAGUAGACAAAUUUUAUUACUAACAAGAAGAAGGUGAAGAAGAGUAAUAUGUUGUAUACAAAAUUGUAAAAGUUGUAAAAAUAUUUGAUAAUCAAAUUAGUUCGUGAUUUUAAAGCAAUAAAACCAAUGUGAAUAAAGAGAGAGAGAGAACACAGUU
Messenger RNA from Glossina fuscipes, 1072 nucleotides. Its product is annotated as histidine protein methyltransferase 1 homolog. NCBI's taxonomy places the organism in Eukaryota, Metazoa, Arthropoda, Insecta, Diptera, Glossinidae. The coding region runs from base 56 to 952 and encodes 298 amino acids. Gene Ontology annotation, biological process: peptidyl-histidine methylation, to form tele-methylhistidine. The record is from RefSeq and is a predicted model, not a curated record. Gene Ontology annotation, molecular function: protein-L-histidine N-tele-methyltransferase activity. The transcript has 4 exons.